Molecule: messenger RNA, 1080 nt
Organism: Abrus precatorius (Indian licorice)
Lineage: Eukaryota; Viridiplantae; Streptophyta; Magnoliopsida; Fabales; Fabaceae
Product: probably inactive leucine-rich repeat receptor-like protein kinase At5g48380
Exons: 2
Coding region: 1-1080 (359 amino acids)
Biological process (GO): protein phosphorylation
Cellular component (GO): plasma membrane
Molecular function (GO): ATP binding; protein kinase activity
Source: RefSeq, a predicted model, not a curated record
AUGAGCAACGCUGGUAGCAUUGAACUCUAUGGAGGAACACAAGAAACUGCUGAUAACAGUUUAUUUGAUCGAUCAUUUUGGUACACUUUUGCCUUUGGUUAUGUGUUUUCAGCAACAUGGGUCACAAUUGCUCUUAUGUAUUUCUGUGUGCCUUGGGCACAACAGAAGAAGAGCAACGCAAGUUUCACAUCUUCCAACGCGGGUAGGAGUAAGAAGAUCCAUGACGCCAAUCAAGUGCCCAACCUGCUCCCUUUGUCGUUGCUCAGGAAAGGAAACCCUGUGUUGGUUUCUAGAGCACUGGACAAGUUAAUAUCUAGUGUGAGCUUCACCGAACUGUGUGAGGCAACUGAUUACUUCAACAUGAUCAAUGUUAUUGGGAUGGGAAAGACAGGGAUGAUGUAUAAGGCCAAGCUUGUUAAUGCCCCCCUAGUGGCAGUGAAGAGACUAUACGAUUCUCAACUAUUUGAAACAAAGUUUGCUAAAGAAAUCAUGAUUCUUGGGAGAUUCAAACAUAGAAACAUAGUAGGUCUUCUUGGGUUUUGCACAGAAAGAAAGCAAAGGAUCCUAGUGUAUGAGUUCAUGACAAAUGGUAAACUAUCUGAUUGCUUGUAUCCUUUGCAAAAUGAAGCCUUUCCAUUGGAAUGGCCAAUAAGGCUUAAAAUAGCACUUGGGUUGUCAAGGGUUUUAUCUGGUCUCCACCAUAGCUGCAAUUGGCAGAUACUCCAUCAAGGUAUAAGCUCAGAGCAUGUUUUGCUGGAUCAGAAUUUUGAGCCCAAAUUAUCGAAUUUUACAAAUGCUAAAUUCAUCAAAGGAAACAAUAAUAAGCUAGCAAAGAAGGACGUCUAUGAUUUCGGAAUUGUUCUUUUGCAACUGAUCACGGGAAACAAGUGUAUUCAAAUGAAUGGAUUUUGUAACGUCAUUGAUGAAUCUCUAUUAGGAAAAGGAUUCGACGAAGAAAUCUCUUGUCUAGUCAAGAUUGCAAUUGACUGCAUACAGAUGUCUCCACAGAUGAGGCCAACUAUGCUUGAUGUGUAUAAAAAUAUAAAAAGGUUAUGGGAAGGAUAUGGAAGUGAUGAUUGA